AAAAAAUGACAUGAAAAAUGUUAGUAAGAAUUUUAGUUGUGUCUCCAAGGUAGGCAAUCACACACACACACUGAAACAGUCCUACUUUGGAGCUGAGCUAAACAACAAUUACAAUGGCAACGUCGUCGUCUAAGGCUUUCUCUAGGUUAACAUCUCGAUUACACUCUCUCCUUACAAAACCAUCACCACUCUCCUCUCAUCUCAAACCCAAACUUCAAUCUGCAACUCUUCCACGCCUCUCUUUCACUUCACGGUUACCGGUGGAGUUGGGUAGCUUGGAAUCAAUGUUGCCGCUGUAUACCGCUGUUGCUUCUGCUCGAUUAGUUUCAAGCUUGUCCAUUGAAUCUAUUGGUUGGGGUUUAGUUCCUCAAGGUAUUUCCAUGCCUUUAUGACAGUGUUGAUAGGCAGUUAGCUGAUUCUAGUAGCAUUUCCAUUUAAUGGAAGACUGUGGCUCAUGUUGACGCUUUUCAUUUCUAUGUAAUCUUGAGGCCUUUUGACAUAGGAUUCUUCAUCUGAUAUCUUAGAGAGACAUGCAAUACAACUGAUGUUGCUUACUCAUUGAGUUGAUUCAUUUUAUACUCAGAAGUUUCUAGAAUA
Messenger RNA from Lathyrus oleraceus (garden pea), 597 nucleotides. RefSeq names its product protein NONRESPONDING TO OXYLIPINS 2, mitochondrial. The record is from RefSeq and is a predicted model, not a curated record. NCBI's taxonomy places the organism in Eukaryota, Viridiplantae, Streptophyta, Magnoliopsida, Fabales, Fabaceae. Bases 114 to 392 code for a protein of 92 amino acids. The transcript is spliced from 3 exons.